Molecule: messenger RNA, 3231 nt
Organism: Selaginella moellendorffii
Lineage: Eukaryota; Viridiplantae; Streptophyta; Lycopodiopsida; Selaginellales; Selaginellaceae
Product: wall-associated receptor kinase-like 14
Exons: 6
Coding region: 983-3028 (681 amino acids)
Biological process (GO): protein phosphorylation
Molecular function (GO): ATP binding; protein kinase activity
Source: RefSeq, a predicted model, not a curated record
CGCGGGCGUGGAAUGUGCUGCGCAGCGGGGAUUUGCAAAUGGAACUGGCAGCGGAGAAAAAGAAAAAGCAAGCGCAGCUGGAUCGCGCAAAAAAAGAAACACUUCCAACUCGCCCGCAAUGCUACGCAGCCAAACGAGAACGACGAGCGCCACCAUAGCCAAACACAAAUGGAAGACGAGCGAGAGCACGUAAGCUCGUACCGUAAAGCCGAACGAGCAAAGACGGUGGGUUGACCCUUCAUUAACUGCGCCUGGCAAGCCGCCAUUAAAGGCAGGCACUCGCGUUGCGAGCUACUGCCUCCAUUCAUUCAUUCAAUUCACGCACUGGUUGGUUUGUGUUUAGGUCCCUCCCAAGCGACGAGAUUUCUCGCGUUCUCGCGACUUCGCGAUCAUCAGGAAUUUCGUGGAGGAUUCGAAUUCGACGGAGUGUGAUUCGAUCGGCCGCAUUUGUGGAGCGCUCGGCCCCAGAUCCAAUCGUAAGUCGCCCGCUCGCUUUUGGAGAAGAAGAGAGGGAGCAUUUAAUUCGCGGUGCGCAGUAGUCGCAGGGUCCUGUGUAGAGCUGGUCUCUAUCUCAUUCAAGCGCGCCUUUGAAAUCUCCCCCAUCCCUUCUCUUUCUUUCCUUUCUCUUUUGUUUUCUCCAUCUUUCUUUCCCUGUGUGUGUGUGUUCUUCCCGCAUUGGUCUAUCUAAAGACCACUUUCUCGGCCCCCUCCUCUUCAGUCUUGUCACGGGUUCCAGGCAAAAUCCAGCCGGGAUUCAUCCGGGCCUCCGUCCUCUCCUCCCAUCUCUCAAUCAAUUCGAUUCACUCCUCUCACCGCCCUCGCGCGCCCACCAGAAGCGACGAAGAGCUCGCAACGAUCUCUCAAUUGGGUGGCUGCAAUCGCCUAGUGGGCGCUCCUGAUUCCUCGAGUGGGUUCCAGGUUUUGGAUCUAAUCGGCAGCCACAGGGAAAAUGCUGGAUCGCAUUGCUUGAUCCCAGGAGGGAAUGGCUUACUCGGGGAGUGGAAGAAGAAGACGAAGAAGAAGAAUCCAUUUUCAUCCGCUGGUUCUUCCCUUUCUCUGGAUCUCGCUCGCCAUCCCAAUCCAAGGAUCGCCGCGGGCGGAGGAAGCGCAAGCAUCACCAGAUUGCGUCUAUCGCUGCGGCAACACCACAGUGCCCUAUCCCUUCUUCAUCGCUCCCAGCUCGCCUCCUCCAUCGCAUCACUCCUGCGGGCACCUCAAGCUCCAUUGCGAGCACGGCACGCUCAAGCUCAAGAUCAGCGCCGCCAGCUACCGCGUCCUGGGCUUCACUCGCAGCAACGUGAUCAUCAUCGACCCACAAGGAUGCGGCGGUGGCGGUGGCGCCGGCGUUGGUGGCGCCGCUACCGCCCCUUCCUCCUUCACGAUCUCCAACAACACAAACUACGCCCUCUCCUUUGGGAACCUCCUCAUGCUCUACGGCUGUACGAACAACACCGCGUGCUACAACAACUGCAAUUUCAACAGCCGCGCGGUACACUGGCCGUACGCCGCCGGUGGGCAGCACGGCUGCGGCGUGACGCCGCAGUGCUGCUACGACCUCCAGUUCGCCAGCCUUACCGCGCUGCGCGACAUCGACCUGGGCAGCUUCAAUUGCUCGGGCUUCUCGAGCCUGGUGACUACUUUCAAGGAGAAGGGCGAGGACGUGAGCGUGGAGGCCAGGGAGGGAUUGGGGCUCGAGUGGUGGCUCAAUGGUAGCUGCCCGGCGGCGGCGGGGGUGGCGGCGGCGGAGGGGAGUUUGUGCGCCAGGAAUGCAAUGUGUGUGGCGGGGACGUUUGGAGGGCAUACGUGUAGGUGUGAGGAGAAGUUCCACGGGGACCCUUACCGCGCGGGGUGCCGCCCAGAUGGCCGGCGGCAUUCCAAGGUCGUGCGAGGAUCGAUCAUGUUUGCGGGGAUUCUCGCUGGAGCUACAGUUCUAGCAGCGGUGGUGAUCGCGCUGGCGCUGCUCGCCGCCCGCUCGCGCCAUCACCGCCGCCGCCUGUCCACCACCUUCCGCAGCAUGCGCGACGCCAAGCAGCUCGCCAAGCUCGUCUCGCGCACCGGCAGCUCCAAGGCUGUCACCCUCUUCUCCUACAAGGACCUGGAGCGCGCCACCAAGGACUUCUCCCCGGCCCAGAUGCUCGGCCAUGGCGGCCACGGCACCGUCUACAAGGGCAAGCUCCCGGACGGCCGCGACGUCGCGGUGAAGCGCAUCAAUCACAUAAGCUCCCACGGGAUCGAGCAAGUUCUCAACGAGGUGAAAGUUUUGCUGAGCGUCAGCCACCCCAAUCUCGUCCAGCUCCUGGGCUGCUGCCUCGAGGUCUAUGAUCCGCUCCUCGUCUACGAGUUCGUCCCCAAUGGGACGCUGGCGGAGCACCUCCAGCGGGAGCGCGGCGAUGGGCUGGACUGGUUCACCCGGGUGGCGAUCGCGGCGGAGGCGGCACAGGGCAUCGCGUAUCUUCACUCGCGCUCGCCGCCGAUUUACCACCGCGACGUAAAGUCAACGAACAUUCUCCUGGACGGUGAGUUCAACACGAAAGUUGGCGACUUUGGGCUGUCGCGGACGGCGCUGACCGAGGCCAGCCACGUGUCGACCGCGCCGCAAGGCACGCCCGGGUACGUGGACCCGGACUACCACCAGAGCUUCCAGCUGUCCGACAAGAGUGACGUGUACAGCUUCGGGGUGGUGCUGGUGGAGAUGAUCACUAGCAUGAAGGUGGUUGACUUCACGCGCGACAAGCGGGAGGUCAACCUGGCGGCGCUGGCGGUCGGCAAGAUCGCCACCGACUGCCUGGAUGAGAUCAUUGACCCGGCGCUCAUGAUCCAGGCGUGCAGGAACCCGGUGGUGAGGUGUAUGAUCCAGAGGAUGGCGGAGCUCGCGUUUCGGUGCCUGGCGCACGAGAAGGACGCGAGGCCGAGCAUGGCGGAGGUUUUUGACGAAGUGGAGGGGAUCCGGCAUUCGUGCCUCUCGCCCGGGGAUCACUCGCCCAUCCGGGACAUCAAGAUCGAUGAGAGCUUGCUGACUCCAAGGUGAUGGGAAAGGCGGGAGGGACUAACUUGUAGAUAGACAAAUAAAAACGAGAAAAAUGCUUGUAAAUGCAGAAAAAAUGGAGGAAAUGUUUAGGCGGGAACUCUUUAAAGUCAAUGGUAGUCAACACUAUAGCGUCAGCGUGGGUUUACUCGACAUCUUCAUAUUAGAUCUGAGCUUCUUCGGUUUGCAAUCAGCACUUGCCAACA